Molecule: messenger RNA, 420 nt
Organism: Lactuca sativa (garden lettuce)
Lineage: Eukaryota; Viridiplantae; Streptophyta; Magnoliopsida; Asterales; Asteraceae
Source: RefSeq, a predicted model, not a curated record
AUGGUUGUUGUCGCUUGUUUUUACUACUAUGCAAUUGAUAUGAUACUUUGUGGUGGAGGAGGCGGUAUUAAUGGUGGUGGUGGAGGUAGUGGUAAAGGUAGAGGUGGUGGUGGUGACGGUAGUGGUGACAUUAGUAGAUGUGGAGAAGGCUGUGAUAGCAGAGUAGGAAGAGGUAGUGGUGCUAGCGAAUAUGAUGGUGUUGGUGGCGGCGAAGGUAGUGGUGUUGGUGGUGAUGGUGAUGGUAGAGAUGGAGAUGGUGACGGUAGUAGAGGCGGAGGAGGUAGUGGUGAUGAUGUGGUAGUUGUUGUGGUGGCAGGAGAGGAAGUGAUAGUGGAAGAGGUGGAUGUAGAGUUAAUCGUGAUGGUAGCAAAGGUGGUGGUGGUGGUGGCGGUGACGGUGAAGGACCUAGUGGUGGUGUGA